Messenger RNA from Ailuropoda melanoleuca (giant panda), 501 nucleotides. Its product is annotated as epididymal secretory protein 4-like. Gene Ontology annotation, molecular function: small molecule binding. Bases 1 to 501 code for a protein of 166 amino acids. The transcript has a single exon. NCBI's taxonomy places the organism in Eukaryota, Metazoa, Chordata, Mammalia, Carnivora, Ursidae. The record is from RefSeq and is a predicted model, not a curated record.
AUGAGAACUGGGCUGCUGCUCUUUUGGCUGGCCUUGGCCAGCCUUUGCCGCACGGAAGCCGACAUUCCCAUUCAGCCUGACGUAGAUGUGGAGAAGCUCAAGGGAAGAUGGUAUCCUGUUCAGCUGGUAAUGAAUUUUGGGGAGGUGAACAAGAUGGCUGCAGUAGGAAGAGACAUCACACCUCUGGACAGCGAAAGUUUGAACGUCAAAGUGGAGUUCAUCUUUGAUGGAGAGUGUUUCAAGGAGAACUUCAUCCUCAGGCAGACUGAACAGCCCGGGAUAUUUACAGGUGGGAAUAGCACCGUUCGCUUUGUGGAGUGUGAUUACGAGGCCUCCUGCAUUUACUACGCUACAAGACAGCAGCUCCAAGUUCUCCAGAUGGAAAGCAGGCUCAGAGAGCCCUCAGACGACAGCAAAGAAAAGUUCAAGAAGAUGGCUGAGAGACUGGGAUUCUCCCCAGAGAAGAUCGUGGACAUUCCUCAAGCUGAGCAAUGCCCGUAA